AUGAACAUUGAGACUCUUGACCCCAUGUUGCGUGGCGAGGCCACCCCUGAACCCACUGACCUUGACAUGCGUGACGAUGAUGAUUUUGGCACUCAGCUGGGCGCGAACCCGCCAGAUGCCAGUCACCAGGCUGACCACCGACGAGAUAUCGAUCCGGAAUCUGAUUCCGAGUUGUCAGAACUUCCAGACGAUCCUCUGGAGUUCCUUAGGAUCUUGCAGGAUACUGUAUUCUCGCGAGAAAAUACAAUGGACUUUGCCCGUCGGAUCUUUGCUUCAGAAGGCAUUGCUACCGGCCACUUCACCACCGUCAUCUACCUCGAAACGCUCCGCAGACUUCAGGCUACCCCCACCGCCGGUUUGAUUGCCCCGAUCGAUUUGGCCGCGGCAAACUUCACAUUUGGGAACCACAUCCGAGGUUUCCUCCGCGAUAGGAUCCGCCAAAUCCUUACCACCCACAACGUUGACGCUUACACUCAAAACAUCAACUCCCAAGGCCGCGCAAUAGAACGCACUCCUUUGCUCAUCUUGAGAGCCCACGUCGAUGCCCAAGAGCCUGCAUUUUGGGCCGAUUUCCUCCCAGCCGGAUAUCCUGAAGACCAAUCGGCCCAGCUCACCGUGAUGAGAUUCAUGCGUGUUCUUUUGAAGCACGAACGAGGCCAACUCCGCAAUUUGAUCUCUUGUCAGCUGUUGACCAACAUCAAGGCAUAUGGCCGACGCUUGAUUGAAGGCUCAGUGCCACCUCUCAUGGACCUUAUAGUCAUAAUCGACAGGGGAAUGGCCUCCCAUGGGCGUCCUCGGCCCGUCGCAGCCAUUCGCCAGGCUUACGAUGGCACCACUAAGAUCCGAAUCGCAUUCUUGAGGCUGGCUAUGGCGGAGAACUUGUCGCCUGGAGCAUGUCUCCAGGCAGAGCAUUGCUUAUCAACGCACGUUUAG
Molecule: messenger RNA, 933 nt
Organism: Puccinia graminis f. sp. tritici CRL 75-36-700-3
Lineage: Eukaryota; Fungi; Basidiomycota; Pucciniomycetes; Pucciniales; Pucciniaceae
Exons: 9
Coding region: 1-933 (310 amino acids)
Source: RefSeq, a predicted model, not a curated record